AUGUCUCAACAUCCUUCAUCAUCUGGUUCCAAAUCCUCCCAACAUGCGAAGAAUCCAUCUAUGGGGUUUGGAGAUGAAGAUGUAAUGGACGUCACUCCUCUGUGCAUGAUACCUGGCGACACCACAGGUACCGCCUCCAAUGCUGGAGAUAAGCAAGGUAAUACCUCUGGUAACUCCUCUCUUCCUAAAGACACGCAUUACACUGAUCGCGCUAUAAGGAGACUGGUUACUAGAAUACUGAGUGAAGGACAUGUAGUUGAAGGGGUCUCUACCCCUCUGUCCAGAAGGGAACCCUCUCCUGAGGGUAAAACCCAUGCUGAUAAAGAUGAUGAUUCAUUUAGAUCAGAAAAAGAGGUGGCAGCUGAAGGGCUUUGCUCUCUAGGUAAAACCCUACCUAGUAAGAAACAAAAGGUGCCUCAAGAAGAUAUUGUUGAUCUAGAGGAAGAAAACACUGAAGGAGAAGAUGAUUCUUUGGUUCAUCUAGUUAAACCGAACAUAGCUGAGAAACUGAGAGCUAAGAAUGGAAAAAGUAUGGCUAACAUGAGAGCUGCUAGAGUGAAAAAUGCUGCAGGAAUAGGACCCUCAAAACCCUGGAGCAAGGUUGAGGUUAAGAAAAGAAAAGAAAGAGACAACUCUGACUCUGAGGAGGAUGUUCAAGACGAUGUCCCAGACAUCUCCCCUGCAAAAAGGCAGGUUGUUCAGAAAUCUCCUGGCAAGGCUACUGCUGUUCAUCUAGACAAUAUCUAUUUUCACUUGGAAGAUGGAGCAGCAAAGUGGAAAUAUGUCAUUCAAAGAAGAGUAGCCAUUGAGAGAGAACUUGGACAAGAAGCUGUAGAAGUAAAAGAGGUUAUUGAGCUGAUCAAAAAUGUUGGACUCAUGAAAACUGUGGUUACUCUAACCCAAUGCUAUGAGGGACAUGCUUCUACAAAUGCUGUAAAGUUACCUAUUGUCUUCCCUUCCCUUAUUUGUGGCAUUAUCCUGAGUCAACAACCAGGGAUCCUGAGGACAAGUGACAUUCCAAGCAGGAGGAAAACAUCUUUGUCCAUCCAUUACAAGUUGUUUGAAGGAAGUCAUGUCAAGGAUGUCAUGACAUCUGGUAGAAGGGAGUCUACAGCUAAAGGAAGCUUGAUUGACCAACUGAAAGAGACCUGCAAAGAAUUGGAAGAUGGUAUAAGGGUGGCCAGGGCCAGAAAGGAAGCUUUAGAAGUUCUCAUCUGUAGCCUGGAAAGGGAAGACAGAGAAAAGGCUGGAAAGGAAUCAAAUCUAAGAUCCCAAUCUUGUUCUGAAAGCUGA
Molecule: messenger RNA, 1293 nt
Organism: Lathyrus oleraceus (garden pea)
Lineage: Eukaryota; Viridiplantae; Streptophyta; Magnoliopsida; Fabales; Fabaceae
Exons: 2
Coding region: 1-1293 (430 amino acids)
Source: RefSeq, a predicted model, not a curated record